This is a messenger RNA of Argentina anserina (silverweed cinquefoil), 842 nucleotides long. RefSeq names its product ferredoxin C 2, chloroplastic. Bases 1 to 564 code for a protein of 187 amino acids. NCBI's taxonomy places the organism in Eukaryota, Viridiplantae, Streptophyta, Magnoliopsida, Rosales, Rosaceae. The record is from RefSeq and is a predicted model, not a curated record. The transcript has 6 exons. Gene Ontology annotation, molecular function: iron-sulfur cluster binding.
AUGGACCACGCCAUUCCCUGCAACCCCUGCAUUCCUCUCUACCGGAAACCCACACCUCCCCGCCACGUCACCUUACCGAGCAUCACUAUUCGCCACUCUAAAACAUCGAAAUGGCGCCGCAAUUCGACGACGUCGGAGCUCCAAAUGCCGGUGGAAGUAAACGACCGGACCGACUCCGGUUCAGUUCCGAAGCACAAGGUCACCGUCCACGACAGACAACGCGGCGUCGUCCACGAGUUCUUCGUCCCUGAGGAUCAGUACAUAUUGCACACGGCUGAGGCGCAUGACAUCAGUCUUCCGUUCGCGUGCCGGCACGGUUGUUGUACUAGUUGUGCCGUGCGUGUGAAGUCUGGGAACCUUAAUCAGCCCCAGGCACUAGGGAUCUCUGCUGAAUUGAAAUCACAGGGAUAUGCGCUUCUUUGUGUGGGAUUUCCAUCAUCUGAUCUUGAAGUGGAAACACAAGACGAGGAUGAGGUAUACUGGCUUCAAUUUGGAAGAUAUUUUGCGCGGGGUCCAAUUGAAAGAGAUGAUUAUGCAUUGGAGUUGGCACUGGGCGAUGAAUAAGCAAUGUAGAAUAUUUGAUUUUGGAGACCGAUCUACUGAGUAAGAUAUGUUGUAUCCUUUGUCCUACUAUUUUAUAUACACUUGAGUGUACAUCCAUGUUGGUUGGUUAGUAAAUUGGAAAUUAUUUUGACUUUUUUUUUAAUGGUCAUGCUUGUUUAGUUUCGAUCAAACAAGGCCCUGCAUGGCUUGAAUCAUUUCUCCAAGUUGACCUCUAUGUAACCAAAUCUUGUGCAAUAUAAUCUACAUUUCAGAGUGAAUCAGUUGUAUAUGUAACCAAU